Messenger RNA from Ochotona princeps (American pika), 1051 nucleotides. Its product is annotated as protein lifeguard 1. The transcript is spliced from 10 exons. The record is from RefSeq and is a predicted model, not a curated record. Gene Ontology annotation, cellular component: membrane. Bases 134 to 1051 code for a protein of 305 amino acids. Lineage: Eukaryota; Metazoa; Chordata; Mammalia; Lagomorpha; Ochotonidae.
AAUGUGUAGCAGGAAGCCAGGUACCUGGGUCUUGCUUCUACUUCCCUUCCACCCCCCCCGUCCCUCCCCCCCGCACUGGCCACCCUGACACAUCAGCAGAGCAGUUAGGACGCUAACCGACACCCAACACAGGAUGCUGGCUGUGCAAAUGGACGUGGAGGUCGGUGAGCCAAUAGACUUCAGUGCUGGAGAUUAUCAUCAUGUUGUUCGGAAAGCAGCAGACAAAGGGGUCCAAUCCAAAUCUGGUCAGCCGUCAGCUCCCAGUCAUGCCAGAACAACUAAGGGGAAUCCACGCUCACAGACCGUUGAGUCGAAGAAUAGCUAUGUAGUAGAAGUUUCAGAUGACAUCAUCCCAAAUGAGAUCAACAUACCUGCCUCAAGUCCAUUCUCUGACAGAAAUGUCCGGAAAGGUUUUAUCAUGAAAGUGUUCCUCCUCUUGUCGGCUCAGCUCUCCGUCACCGCCAUCAUCAUCAGCAUGUUUAUCUUCUGGAAGGCUUUGAAUAGUUGGGUGCUUGCAAACCCCUGGUUCACCUAUGCACUCCUCCCAGCAUUUUUUGGAGUUCUGAUUAUUCUGGCUUGCUGUGGGGACCUCCGCCGGCGGGUGCCUGCGAAUUACAUCCUGCUGGGAUUCUUCACCAUCCUCGAAGGGCUGCUGCUGGGAACUGUAUCAGUCUUCUAUAAGGCAGAGGAAGUGUUAUGGGCCACGGCGGCAACCACGCUGGUGACAUUAGCGCUCACUAUAUUUGCUCUCCAAACAAAAUGGGAUUUCACGCUGCUCAACGGGGUGCUGUUCGUGUUCAUCUUCGUGCUGAUGGCCUAUGGAAUCAUCUUGCUGUUCGUCCGAUCGUAUUGGUUGCACCUGCUGUACGCCGGGCUUGGCACUUUGAUCUUCUCAUUUUACUUAGUGAUGGACGUGCAACUGAUGGUGGGCGGGCGCCACAUUCACUCAGACCUUGACCCUGAGGAGUACGUAUUCGCUGCCCUCAACAUCUACCUGGACAUCAUCAACCUCUUCCUCUUUAUCUUGCAGCUGAUUGGUCUGGCCCGAUAG